Molecule: messenger RNA, 1020 nt
Organism: Letharia columbiana
Lineage: Eukaryota; Fungi; Ascomycota; Lecanoromycetes; Lecanorales; Parmeliaceae
Exons: 1
Coding region: 1-1020 (339 amino acids)
Source: RefSeq, a predicted model, not a curated record
AUGGUUAUCAAAUUCCCUUCGGGACAAGUCUCUAUCAACAUUCGAGAACUACGAAGCAACCCAUACAGUCAGUUGACUUGCGGAGUGUGCGACAAACCCUGGAUUAUCGGGUCUGAUGGGUGCAUCAAGAAACAGCUGCAUGUCCUUCAUCCAUGUCAACACCUUGUCGGGUCAGGGUGUUGGAGUUCCCUACCAGAUGAGCACAAGGACAAAUGCCCUGUGUGCAAAGUUGGGAUUCGGUGCAAUGAGAAAGUGCGUGUACACUCGCAUGCCGUACACGUCGUUCCAGCGAGCCAUAUUUUAGUUGCCAAGAGCUCCGGGUUAGAGAAGGAAAAACCUCUCGGCCAAGCACAGCACGUAAUCGUGGAGAAUGUGGAGAAUAAAAUGAAAGUGGGCCUCAAUGAUGUCGACGUUAGGGCAAUCAUGUACUACAUGAACCUUCGUGCUCGUCUCGAUGCGGUCAAAGACAAUCUCUGCACGUUAUCAGCUUCAAUCAAAACUCUAACACCCACACACCGAGAACGCCUGGUCCUCUUUCUUGCCAACACACCGCAAAACAACCAAGACAGUAUGCAACGAAAAGUCGAAGUCGCUCUGUCUGCUUUCAACAUCAGUGGCGGAACUAGCUUUACUAUGAAUGAUCUUAGAAAGAUAUUGUCUUCGGCUGAGGAGUGGAUUAAGAAACAUUUCGCUGCCAUUCUCAAGGACAAUGAGCAAGCAAGCAGGGAGGCUUCCUCAGUCAGAAUUCUGGAAAAGAGACUCGCGGAUGUUGAGGCCGAACUCAAAGAGCUUAAGGACCGGCAGUCUCGAGAGAGUGGGCAGCAACUGAGAGAUGAAAUCCAGUUGGCCACUGAAGAAAUUAUAAAAAAAGCCAACGAGGAGCUUGCGAAGGUCUUCGCCAAAGCUGAAAAGGAAGUGGUGGAGAUUUGUGCCAAGGCCAAGGAGGAGUACCACGAAGCUAGAGAGUUUUGGGAAAGCGAUGAAGAAGUAGAAGGGAGCGGACGACGUCGUGCAACUUGA